AUGAAGCAGCGCUUUUCGUCCCUCGACGUAAAGGUUAUUGCACACGAGCUUUCCAAGACACUGGUCCCGUUGCGAGUCACAAAUGUCUACGAUCUUUCCUCGCGUAUCUUCCUCUUCAAAUUCCACAAGCCCGACCAUCGCGAGCAAUUGAUCAUCGAAUCGGGCUUCCGCUGCCACCUUACGUCUUACGCCCGCACCACUGCGUCUGCCCCGUCCGCUUUUGUUGCGAAGUUGCGUAAAUACCUUAAGACUCGAAGGGUUACCGCAGUCUCACAAGUCGGCACCGACCGUAUUAUAGAGCUACAGUUCUCAGAUGGGCUGUACCGAUUGUACUUUGAGUUCUAUGCAGGUGGUAACAUCGUGCUCACAGACGGUGAUCUUAAGAUUCUAGCUUUGUUGCGCAAUGUGGAAGAGGGCGCCGAACACGAACAGCUGAGGGUUGGCCUACAAUACAAUUUAUCACUUCGCCAGAACUAUGGGGGCAUUCCGGAGCUCACGACAGAGAGAGUCCAACAAGCUCUGCAGAAGGCUGUAGAUCGGCAGAAGGAGCAGCCUGCAGCGCCAGGCAAGAAAGGAAAGAAGUCACAGAAAGAUGCGCUACGGAAAGCGCUUGCAGUUUCGAUAACAGAAUGUCCGCCGUUGCUAGUCGACCAUGCGCUGCAUGUGGCGAACUUUGACUCUUCGUUGAAACCAGAAGAGGUCCUUGCGGACGAGGGACUUUUGAACGGGCUCCUAGGUGUACUGCAACAAGCGCGCAAAAUCUCAGAAGACAUCACAUCGACGGAGCAAAUCAAGGGCUACAUAUUAGCGAAACCCAACCCUGCAGCCCCUAAAGAAGAGGAGGUGAUAGAAGGAAACGCCUCGGAUAAGUCUAAUCUUCUAUACGACGACUUCCAUCCUUUCCAGCCGCAACAGUUCAAAGAAUCUGAAUACACCUUCUUAGAGUUUGAUGGGUUCAACAAAUGCGUUGACGAAUUCUUCUCUUCGAUCGAAGGCCAGAAGCUCGAAUCGAAGCUACAUGAGCGCGAGGUACAUGCAAGGAAAAAGCUAGACCAAGCACGCAAAGAGCACGAAAAUCGCAUUGGAGGCUUGCAACAGACGCAGGAGCUCAAUUUCCGCAAAGCGGAGGUUAUUCUAGCCAACAUUCACAGGGUGGAGGAGGCAAUUGCUGCUGUCAAUGGGUUGAUUGGCCAAGGAAUGGACUGGGGCGAGAUCGCGCGCCUGAUCGAGCGGGAACAGGAGCAAGGUAACGCUGUUGCGGAACUCAUCAAGCUCCCUUUAAAGCUGCAUGAGAAUACUAUCACGCUGCUCUUGGAAGAGGCGACUGAAGGCGAAGGCGAACAGCAAGAUGAUGAAGGCUACGAAACGAGCGAGGCGGAAGUGUCUUCGGAUGAAGAUGAGCCAUCAGAGAACGAAAAGAAGGCCACUCCACCACAACCAGCAGAGCAACCGAAGUUAACCAUCGAUAUUGACCUUAGUUUGACCGCGUACAAGAAUUCCAGCGAAUAUUUCGACCAGAAGAAGACGGCCAAAGGCAAGGAGGCUCGUACAAUCGAAGCAUCCGAAAGAGCCAUGAAGGCUCAUGAGCGCAAAGUGGCUGAGGACUUAAAGAAGGGUGUUAAGCAAGAAAAAGAGGUGCUUAGACCUGUACGCAGACAGCAGUGGUUUGAAAAGUUCAUCUACUUCAUCUCGUCCGAUGGAUACCUCAUUCUCGGUGGCAAGGAUGGUCCACAGAACGAAAUCAUCUAUCGCAGAUAUCUUCGCAAGGGGGAUAUAUAUGUACACGCUGAUCUUAAGGGUGCAGUACCUAUGGUCAUUAAGAACAACCCGAACACCCCAGACUCUCCGAUACCACCUUCGACUCUAUCUCAGGCCGGACAUCUCUCGGUCUGCACGUCUGAGGCUUGGGAUUCGAAAGCUGUCAUGUCUGCAUGGUGGGUCAAGGCUGAUCAAGUCAGCAAGAUCGGCCAUGGAGGAGAGUUCCUUGCUACAGGCCUAUUCAAUAUCACCGGCCGGAAAGAGUUUCUUCCGCCAGCACAGCUGGUCGUUGGCCUAGCUGUCAUGUUUGAGAUCAGCGAUGACAGCAAAGCCCGCCAUCGAAAGCAUCGCGUCAAUGAUCCUAUCCCUGCACUCGAGGAUAAAGAGAAUACAACAGCAGCAGAUGAUGGUAGAGAUGCAAAUAGUGAUAGUGAUGAGGACUUCCCGGACGCGAAGCCUGCUUCCGACUCGGAAGAUGAUUUUCCGGAUACUAGGCUCGAGGAGGUGGACGAUAGCGAUGCGGAAGAGGAAACUGCGACUCAUGCAAACCCAUUACAAAGAGCGAACGGGGCGGUAGACUCAGACGAUGAAGAUGACACAGGCCCUCAUGUGCUUGCUUCUCAGCCAGGGAAGACGAGCAAAGCAAAACCAGCCGUGCAAGAAGAUGCUGGAUCAAUGGCAGAUUCCGAGCAGACGGAUAAAACAGGCCAUCGCCAUCUCUCAGCCAGAGAGCGUAGGCUCCUUCGGAAGGGACAACCAUUAGACGACAUCUCAGUACCAUCCGACCCAGCUACAGCCGCUGGCGCUGGCGCAGAAAGCGACGAUGCAUCCGCCCCAGACGAUGAACCAUCCUCCGCACCCAAACCCCCCGCCACCGUUACUUCCCAGGCCUCCAAAGCAUCCAAAGGUCCCCUUCCCCGUGGCAAACGCGCCAAAGCGAAAAAGCUUGCCGCCAAAUACGCCGACCAAGACGAAGAAGACCGCCAGCUCGCGCUCCGCCUUCUCGGCGCACAAUCCGGGCCCAGCGCCGCGGAGACCGCUGCACAAGAACAGCGUCAAAAGGAGGAGGAAGCGGCAGCGAACAAGCAGCGCCGCCGCGAGCAGCAUCUCCGCGCGCAAGCCACAGGCAAAGCAGCAGAAGAAGCGCGUCGCGCCGCAAACUCCGGCGACGCUCCUCCCGCAGAAGAAGAAGGAGACGACGAGCAGCUUGUCGCCAACCUCGCCAAUCUCGACGCCUUCACCGGGCGCCCGCUCCCCGAAGAUGAAAUCCUCUCCGCCAUCCCCGUCUGCGCCCCCUGGUCUGCGCUCUCGACCUACAAGUACAAAGCCAAGAUGCAGCCUGGCAGUCUCAAGCGCGGGAAGGCCGUCAAAGACAUACUCUGGAAGUGGGACAACGCGGGGAAGGAUGCAAAGGCGACGGAUAAGUUUGGCAAGGAUGUGGAGAGGAUUUGGCCGCGGGAGAUGGAGUUGAUUAGGGGGUGGAAGGAGACUGAGGUGGUCAGCGUUGUGUCCGUUCCUAAGGUGCGAGUUAUGAUGGCUGGUGGACGAGACGGCGGAGGCUUGAGUAAUGCUGCGAAGGGGAAGAAGAAGAGUGCGAGGGGUGGGAGGGGGAGUAAGAAGAGGUAG
Didymosphaeria variabile is the source of this 3384-nucleotide messenger RNA. RefSeq lists its product as uncharacterized. Gene Ontology annotation, molecular function: tRNA binding; ribosomal large subunit binding. Gene Ontology annotation, biological process: ribosome-associated ubiquitin-dependent protein catabolic process; rescue of stalled cytosolic ribosome. The coding region runs from base 1 to 3384 and encodes 1127 amino acids. Gene Ontology annotation, cellular component: RQC complex. The record is from RefSeq and is a predicted model, not a curated record. The transcript is spliced from 3 exons. NCBI's taxonomy places the organism in Eukaryota, Fungi, Ascomycota, Dothideomycetes, Pleosporales, Didymosphaeriaceae.